Arachis duranensis is the source of this 567-nucleotide messenger RNA. Its product is annotated as putative disease resistance protein RGA4. Lineage: Eukaryota; Viridiplantae; Streptophyta; Magnoliopsida; Fabales; Fabaceae. The record is from RefSeq and is a predicted model, not a curated record. The transcript has 2 exons. Bases 286 to 552 code for a protein of 88 amino acids.
UUGUAUCUUCAAUGUCCAAAGUUAGUGUUCGUACCAAGUGUUGUUGGUCGCUUGACUACUUUAAAGAAGCUGGGCUUUCUUUGGUGUGAAGAGGUGGUGAAUUUUGAGGAUGAAGAGGAAGAAGGAAAGCAACAUGUGGUAGUAAAUAAUUUAAACCUUCAAUUAUUCUUUAUCAUUGGAUCAAAAAAGUUGAAUGCUUUACCAAAAUGGCUUGAAAGAGCUACUAAAUUGCAAUAUUUGAGUAUAAGCAUAACAGGGAUAAAAUCAUUGCCCACAAGGUUGUCGAUGACCUCUCUUGAAGAACUUUAUAUCUAUCAUUGUAAAAAUUUGUCAUCUCUUCCCAACAUGGAUCAAACUCAUCAUUUUCAGUAUUUAGUGGUAUAUGAUUGUCCCGCAUUAUAUGCAAGGUACAAUAAGGAGACAGGUCCAGAUUGGUCCAAAAUUGCUCAUAUCCCAUAUUGUAAGAUUGAUGAAGAUGAUGAUGAUGAUAAUGAUGAUGAUGAUCAUGAUGAUGAAGAAUUUAUGAUGAUGAUGAAGAUGAUGAUUGAAUAAAAGAUAUGAAUGAAG